AUGAAUCUAGAAGAUAAUGCUAUGGGUUUAACCACUGAACAAACUGACAAAAUACUGCAGUUUCAAGAUUUAACAGGUAUUGAGGAUAUGUCAAUAUGCAGAGAUGUAUUGCAAAGACAUCAGUGGGACUUGGAGGUAGCCAUACAAGAGCAGCUUAAUAUAAGAGAAGGCAGACCUUCUGUGUUUGCAACUGAGGCACGGGCACCACCAGUAGUCCAUGAUCACAUAGCACAACAAGUGUUUACCGAUGACUCACCAGAAGGUCCUGGUGGAGUUACAGGCCUCUUCCGCUAUGUAGUCAAUCUAGUUGUAUCUGUGUGUUAUAGUACAAUAUCCUCUGUAUUGAACUUAUUGUUAAGUUUCAUAAGGAAUGAUGAUAGAAGAUUGGUAACGGAUCCACUUGGUGAUGUCAUGGGCUUUAUCAACAGUUACACCAACAGAUACAACUCCCAUCCUGUCUUCUACCAAGGCACAUAUGCUCAGGCUCUUAAUGAUGCCAAAAAUGAACUUAGGUUCCUUAUUGUAUACCUACAUUCAGAGUCAGCAGCAGAGACACAAAACUUUUGCAGGAAUACACUCUCAGAUCAUGACGUGAUCAGCUUUAUAAACACACAUGCCCUGUUUUGGGGUUGUUCUGUAGACACAUCAGAGGGAUGGAGAGUUGCUCAAUCUGUGGGUGGGCGACGCUACCCAUUGUUAUGUCUAGUCUGUGUUCGCGAUCACAGGAUGACGGUUGUCGCUAGAAGUGAAGGCUCCUGCUCACCACAGCAACUUAUUAAUAGAUUACAGAGAAUUGUAUCUGAGAAUGAACCUUAUUUAAAUGCGGCAAGGGCUGAUAGAGUGGAACGCGAAGUGACAGCACGUUUGCGUGCUUCCCAAGACGAAGCAUAUGCGGAGUCUUUGGCCGCUGAUCAGGAGAAAGAGAGACGUCGGGCCGCCGAGAGGGAAGCCAAGGCCCAGAGGGAGCAGGACGACUUGAACAAGCGCCAGCAGGAGGAGAGGAGGAAGCAGGAGGUGGUAGAAGCUCGUGAAACAAUGGCUGCUCAACUGCCCGAAGAGCCCAAAGCAGGUCCUGAAGCUAUAGCCCUGCUCAUAAGACUGCCCACGGGCGAGAGGCUAACUCGACGAUUCCUAUUCGCUCACACCACUCAGGAUCUAUACGACUUCGUGUUCAGUCAUCCACAAUCGCCCGAAGAAUUUGAAAUAACAACAAAUUUUCCAAAGCGCGCCAUUUCUCGUGGUCCGUCAAAACUUAUUGACGUGGGUUUGAAAGAUCGUGACGUUCUAUUUGUUAACGAUGUCAAUGCAUAA
Molecule: messenger RNA, 1311 nt
Organism: Pieris macdunnoughi
Lineage: Eukaryota; Metazoa; Arthropoda; Insecta; Lepidoptera; Pieridae
Source: the annotation of a GenBank genome assembly